AAUUGGAGUUAAAAAAGAUGAAUAUAAGAUAUUGGAGUUGAAAAAGGUGAAUAUAAAAUACUCUAAUGGAAUUGGAGUUGAAAAAGAAUUAGAGUUAAAAAAGAUGAACAUAAGACAUUCUAAUGGAAUUGGAAUUGAAAAAGGUGAAAAUAAGAAUUUUAAUUGA
Messenger RNA from Racocetra persica, 166 nucleotides. The record is from the annotation of a GenBank genome assembly. NCBI's taxonomy places the organism in Eukaryota, Fungi, Glomeromycota, Glomeromycetes, Diversisporales, Gigasporaceae.